Mercenaria mercenaria is the source of this 8637-nucleotide messenger RNA. Its product is annotated as TBC1 domain family member 5-like. Gene Ontology annotation, molecular function: GTPase activator activity. The record is from RefSeq and is a predicted model, not a curated record. Bases 303 to 2852 code for a protein of 849 amino acids. The transcript has 21 exons. Gene Ontology annotation, biological process: activation of GTPase activity. NCBI's taxonomy places the organism in Eukaryota, Metazoa, Mollusca, Bivalvia, Venerida, Veneridae.
UACCAAAUUGCUGAUUUGUGAUUAUUUUCAGACAGUAUCGCCAAGAUUCACAUUUCCGGAGUAUCCCUGGAGACUAAUGGCACGGAGACAAGGCUGUCUUCUAUUAACCAUGAGCAUUUGUGGAGACAACGACAUUUAAAAUAUCGCUGCCAUUUACAUAUUUUAUUGAUCGUGUUGGCGUAAGGGAUGUUGAAUGCUGAUAACUUCUCCAUAUUCUUCUCACAGGCUGUGAUUCAUAAAUCGGUGACUCACUCAUGAUUUUUUUUAAUUAGAAUAUGUUGUGAGCAUACAUUAAAGUAAGAAUGGAGAAGAUGUUUAGUCGUUUUCGAUCUAUGAGUGGGACUAAAUUAAAAAGUCCCACAACCGAGAGCCAGCCACCAGUACCAGCACAGCCACCAAGCAAGGAAGAUAUACUGAGUACAUUGGAUGGAUUUGGGGAGAAAAUACAAGAUCCACUUGCUCGGGAAGACAACAAUAAUAUACAUGUACGGCGGAGCAGCAAUACGAGUAUGGGAAGUGAGAACAGUUGUGAUACAACUGCCUGUGAUGCUGAACCUACCAUCACUAGUAUCACACAUUCAUACAGCUUAGAAUGGGAGAAAUUGUUUAUGAAACAAGGGUACCUUCGACAUUUGAGAAACUAUGCCAUGAAAGGAAAUUUACGUAGCAGCAGAUUCAGGAGUAUUGCCUGGAAGUUAUUUCUCGGUGUACUACCAGAAGAACCCUCACUUUGGACAGCCAAGACUAAACAUUUGAGAAGUAAAUACAAGGACCUCAAAGAUAGGUUGAUUGUGAACCCACGUAAAGCAGUAGACACAGUUGAUUUAUCAUUUAAUAACCCACUAUCACAGGAGGAAGAGAGUCCAUGGAACAGGUUUUUCCUUGACAAUGAGUUAAGACUUACCAUCAAACAAGAUGUGAUAAGAACCUUUCCUGAGAUACAGUUUUACCACUCGGAACAAGUUAGAGACCUGAUGGUUAAUGUGCUGUUUUGUUACUGCCGAGAGCAUGACUCCUUAUCCUAUCGACAGGGCAUGCAUGAGUUGUUGGCUCCUAUGAUAUUUGUUCUACACUGUGAUCAUCAGGCCUUCCUACACGCCUCCGAGAUGGAAUCCUUAGAUGUCCUGGACUCAGUUUCAAGUGAGAAGAUAAAGUGUGUGUUAGAUCCCAAGUAUCUAGAGCAUGAUGCUUAUGCAAUGUUUUCUCAAGUGAUGCAAACUAUGGAGCCGUGGUAUGUGUCAAAGGAAGUUUAUCCAACAAAGCAAAACAUAGAUCCGUCAUCUUCACAGCCAUUUGCCAGACCCCAGGACCUGAACCCUUCCAAUGUUAUUGUGACGAAGCUGACAAGGAUACAGGACUACCUGCUGAAGAAAGCUGACCUUGAACUUCACAUGCAUCUAGAGAGACAUGAAAUAGCUCCACAGAUAUAUGGCAUUCGCUGGAUACGUUUGCUGUUUGGACGGGAAUUCCCAAUGCAAGAUCUGUUGGUGUUAUGGGAUGCCAUUUUUGCAGACGGUAUUGGAUUUGAUCUGGUAGAUUUUAUCUUUGUUGCAAUGCUGCUAUACCUUAGGGACCAUUUGCUAUCUAGUGAUUACCCAUCAUGUCUAAUUACACUGAUGAGAUAUCCGCCUGUUGGAGAUAUACAUUUUUUCAUUGACAAGGCCCGACAUCUCAGAGAUCCACAUCAAUAUCCCGGUCCUCCGAAAUAUACAUACCAAACUGUUCAAACUGCAGAGAGAGUUCAGCCACAGCAGCCAAAAGCUGUUGCAAGUUCGAGGCCGCAUACGACUUCUAAUACACUGCAGUCAUUCACUCGUAAAUUCUACUCUACGUCACGACCUAAAUCACUAACAGUGACAGGUCGGCAAAAAAUAUCUAAAUCAUCAAGCGAGCCAAUGAACUUACAGACAGAUAUCUCCCCAGACAGUCCACCACCAGGAAAUGUACCUCAACACAAGCGAGGAUCAUCAGCCAGCCUCUCACAUGUGGAGGAUUCCAUGUUCAGGUCAGCUCAGUCCAGUGGUAGUCUGACAAAGUUUGAGACCCAGAGUUUGAGGUCAGCUGUCACAACACCAGAUGAUUCAUCUGUGAACGAGAGUCCAACUAGAUACGCAACCAUGCCUACAAGAGGGAAAGCUAAACAGAGGAAAACUGCGGUGGAUUCUGCAGCAGACGCGGAGAUUGCUGCAUUGCGAGGUGUUCUACAUGACAAGGAGUCCAUGUGUAACUACUGUGCUAGUAAACUUGACCGACAUAUAGAGAGAAUUCAAGCACAGUUUUUGCAGCAAAAUCUCGAAAAUGAAGACGAGAUACUUGUGGCAAUAGCAGGAAUAAAACAGGUCCGGGAUGUACUUAAAGGAACACUAAGAUUUAGUCAAAAUCUUCUAGAUGAGGAUGAGAUCAGUAUAAACGAUAACCAUUACAAAAUGGACGUGUCAUCUUCCAGUAGUCCGGAAACUGACAGUUCACCGGACUUUGUUGAUAUAGAGCCAAUACCAGAUAAAGCUGCUGAGAGACGCCUAUUUUAUGUUAGUAGUGAAGAAAAUUCUGAGGCGAUUGACUCGCCAAGUGAUACUGUUUCUUCAAGUGCACAAAACCCAAACAUAAACUUCAAACUUCCACCUCUUAGAGACUAUGAGAUGGAGGAAUUAAAAAAUGAUGUAAGAUUUAAACAUUCAAAGUAUAAGGAUAGCAGACGACAGUCUAGAGGUUCGGGACCAAAUCAGUGCGAGUCCGAAUUCUCAAAAUCAUGGAGUGCAGAGAGUUCACGAACUGAAAGUAGUCCUGACUCGGAAGUUGAGGAAAGUCCAAACCCCCUAUAUAAAAUACGUCACAGUUCGUAUGACUUGUGAUAAUGCAGAAAGCAUAUAAGAUAGGUACAUUGUAAGCUGUGUAACGGACGCCUAUGAAUAGUAGAUACCUGCCUGUCAAGGGUCAAAGGUUAUGAAGCUGAGUUUGGGGACAAGUCCCAGAACUUGAGCAUCUGAUUGGUUCAAUAUGAGCUUAUCUUGGAAUUGACCAAUGGAAUAGCUGCAUUUAUAGUCAGGGCCCCAGACUUAUUUCAUAACCUAAAAUCCAGUUUCCUUGUAAAUUAACCUCUCAAGAGCCACUGUUUAUACAACAAACUUUCAACUUUUUCUCGCUGUGUUGUUUUUCAGAAGUUGUUCUGUGUGUUUACGUUGGAAAUUACAUUGAAAAGAAAGGGGAUGUUUCGUUCAUGUUUUACUUUAGGAUUUUAAGUUCAUUAAGAAUCAUACAAUGUUAAUAACAUAUGUUGUCAAAAUGGCUUUGUGAUAGAUCCCAGGGUCUGCUGUAUUGGUCAGAAGCUGCAGGCCAAGGAACAAUAUGACAGGUUAAGGUCUGUUACCUUGCCAUUAUGAAAACACAUUUUUAUUGGCAAUUUUAUUGCAAGAUCAUUUUUAAAUAUUUUAGAACUAAUGCAUGCCAAUGAAAUGUUCUCAUGAAAAAUAAGAGACUGUGAAAAUUUCUGUAUUGGGUUUGUGAAGUAGUGGGGGUUUGGGUCACUGCAACCCUUUCAUAUUAUGUGAAAACUUGGUAUAAUGCAUGGCUGUGAAUUACUGUUACAGGGCCUACACAGUGAACAUGCUUAUUAUGAUUAAAAAGCUCUGCAAGACAUGAUUGUUAUACUGCUGAUUUUUUUCUGUCUGAUGAAGUCUGUGCAAAUUUUAAAGCAUGAGAAUAUUUUGGUCCUUACAAUUUUUUUUAUUAUUCUCUUGGUUAAAAUAACAUUACAGGAUGAAAUGCACACAGAUACAAUCCAACAAAAUAAUCGUAUCUACAGUGGAACCUCGUUAACUUGAACUCGUCUGGAUCAACAAAAUUUGUUCCAGUUAUCGGUAGUUCGAGUCAUCGAGCAAGGUACAUUAUACAGGAAUUUUGUCAGGACUUGGCGAGGAGUUCGAGUGAAGGGUGAUGUUUCGAGUUCGAGAGAAUGAAGUUUGACUGUAGUUGUUGAAUGUAGAAAUUAUUUGAUUUAUUUCAUCUGUUUUUUGUACUUUCAGUAUCAAGCAAGAUCUACCGUCUGUAAGAACUUUUGUUAUGCCCUCAUCAAAUCAUGCUGUGGGCCAUAUAACAUCUUUUUCAUGUUUUAAAAUGUUUAAAUUAAUUAAAACAUGCUUCUGUAUAUUAUUUGGAUUCUGAUUUGUUUUUAACAUGAAAUUUUAGGUAAAAUUUGAAGCACUUUAUCUUGGUCACUUCAAAUAGAUUGACAUGAUGCCAUCUUUUUUUUAUUAAAAUGUUUAGUAAAAAUGACACAGAUAUUCAAUAAAAUAGAGAGGGUUUGUUUCAUCUUACAUAUUUUCAAUGACUUCAUUCAUUUUACACGGUGCAAGGUUGUUUAUUUUUUCACCUUUUUUGUCAAGUAUGGUUGUUUAUUUUUGUUUACUUUAUGUUAAACACAUUCAUUUUCAUUUUUAAGAUUUAUGUAUAUGUAUUUUUUUCCUGUUUUACACAAGUACUUGUUCUACUAUAAAUGGCAUUUUAUUUUUAAACCAAUACCCGGUUGCUUAUAUUGCUCAUGUUGAAUGAUUUACAAAUCUGAAUUACAAAUAUAAAUGUCAGAAAAAAAUAAAGGCAGAUUUUAAAAAAAAAGCAUAAACACUAUUUAACACCUUGAAGUGUUAAAAUGUCAUGCCUCCAGAUGUAUACAUGUAUUAGACUUUUAGGGGUUUUUUUUGAAACAGUAGGCACAAUAGGUUCUGUUGAAAUGUAAAACAGACAUAAAUAAGUUUAGAUUGACACUUAGAGAGCCUUUUACUAUUUUAACGACAAAACAUGUAUCUGUGUAAAAGAAUGCUUCAUGUAACACUCAAAAUCAUUUUAUUCUGACUGUUUUCUAGUACAGUUACUAACUAAUUAGGUCAUUUUCUAAAAUUUGAAGAAGAAAAAAUAAAAUACCGAUAGAUCUGGUUGUGAGUCUCUUUAAACCCACAGACGAGGUCAACAUAUGAAUAACAACAAUGUGUAUGGAGGUAUAUUGCUGUAAACCAACAAUCAUACAAACUCGGUGUAUGUCAAGUUUUGUGCUAAGUGGAAUUAUCUGAUAAUAGAUAAUAGAAUCCAUGAGAUGUAAUACUGAAGAAAAUAUUUUUGGAAAAUACAUUCUGAAGUUUCCAACAAUCUUACAAUGUUACCUUGUUGCCAUGCAUUAGGUCACUGAUUGCAUACAGCACUGUGCAUGUUCAGUUCACAGCUCAGUUGUGACUAAAUCAUUAUUUAUUCUAACACGACUGAUUUAUUUUCCUAUUAAACAAAGAAGACUGAAAAUCAUGUAUUUUAUGCCACAGUGCACUGUUUGUAAGUCACACAAGUAUUGCAUCAUAGUGCAAGGUGUCAUAGCAGCAUGCAGGAAAAGAAACCCACACAAAACAGGGAUACACUUGGUGGUGGCUGUCAUGGAUAUAUAAAUAAUAAUCCUUUUUAACAUGUUAGAAUCAAAAAAAUUAUGUAUCAAACAGUGAUUUGUUCUUGAAUAAAAUCAUUGUAUAUCAUUCAGAUAUGUAUUAUUAUUUUAUGUUGGCUGCACCCUCGUGAUAUAAUUCCUUUGCAUCUGAACUUACAAACAAUCAAUUUAUUCAACAACAUAUCACUGUUUGGAAUAUAUUAUCUCUUAACUAUAUCAGUAGAUACAACUAUUAUUUACCGGUAUAUUCAUGGUAAGCUUCUAAUGAAAAGUUUGUUUUAAACAUGCUAAAAUAUAGUUCUAGAGGGUUUGUGUUUGAAAACAUGUCUAUUUAAAGUAAUGUUCUUGUCAUGACCUGUAAUCAUUUGUGUUCAAAAGUUUUCAGGAUCAAAGUCAUUUUCUGAUAAACUUUGCACCUUUCGAUGUCUUCCAUGACCUUUGUACUUUACAUAAAUGUAUACAUAACUUUGAAAUAAGUUGACUACAUGGGCACAUUCAGUGGUUCUGGCCAGAGCAGUUAUUUAUAAAUGAGGAUAGGAAUUGUUGAUUUCAGAUUUUAAAGAGGAUCUGUGUUCAUUUGGGACUUUAGCAAAACCAAAAUAGAUAUUGAUAAUUUCACAGUAUACAUAGUCAUAUAUAUUGUAAAUCUCAUGAUACUGUAAAUUGGGUAAUAUUUGCAGUGGUUUAUUUUCAUAAUAAUUGUGAACUUUGCACCUCUCUAAACAAAAACAUACUUGAAUAUGAACAGAUUUUAAAUUUUUUAGCUCCCUUAUGUAAGGCUGUUGAUAACUGAAUUGGGAAAUAAAAGUUCUGUGCAAAUUAAAAAACAUGCAUUUUAAAAGAAUACAUUAUGCAUGAAAUCUUUUUGACAUGGGCAUUUCAUUGACAUAUUCAUCUGUGUCUGUGAAACACGGUUCUUAUGUUUAUUUGAGGUUGCAGGUGUCAGAUCAAGGUGUAUGAUUCAGAAUGCUGUAGGAGGGCCCUGUGCUGUGAUAGGGGUUACCACAUUGGCUUUUAUCUCACCAAAGUCUUCAAUCCAUGUUCAUAUUUAUAUCCAAGUGUUUAUGCAUACCGUUCAAAUGUUAUAUACUUAUGCUACAGAAAAGAUAAAAAACACUAUACCAGCAUGAUACAAAUAUGAUACGAAUGCUCUUUCAGACUUGUUUCAAGCUUGCAUUGAUGUUGUGGGCUGAUAGUAUUUAUUAUAACUGAAAUGUAUGCAGUAUUUGGUGCCUAGUGCCAUUGGUUAAAACAUCAUGUUGUAAAUUAAUAUUCAUGUAGGCUGGCAUGACCAGAAAAAAAGAGGCAUUAUCUCUUUGUUUUUUCUUUUCUUUAAAAUCUUAAAUAGAGCAACUUGUGUCUAUGUCAUGAUUUUUACAGCUAUACUGACCUUAAACCCUUUUACAUUUAGUUAAUUCUGUUCUGAGUAAAACAUUGCACAAGCUUGUAGCACAGAGAUUCAUUCUAAUGCAGUUUUGUAAGAAAUUGAUAUGCUUUGUAGAAUUGAUAUUGUUUUGUUGUUGUUGUUUUUUUGGAAAUAGGUUAUGUAUAAACUUUGCAAGUCACUUUUAGAUUUAAUUCAAUGUACCUUUCUUAUGAAUUUUAUAGAGAACAUAAUCUUCUUCAGUACAAGAUUGAAAUCAUCUUUCACUGAGUGAACACAAAUACCGUGACAAUAUUUGUUAUGAGUGGCAUAGCACUGAGUGAAAAUGCAAGGUCAGGUUUUUACAAGCUGUACGUAUUUUGAUAUUGUGUUGAAAGCAAACAUAUUUUCUUUUUACCUUGUGCCUUUUCAAUGCAUUUUCACCAAAUUUACCCAUUUUGUAGUUCUGUACCUUGGUGAAAUUAGGAAUUGGAAUUUGUACAGUAGGGUAAUAAGUGGGGGAAGUUUGGGUUUGGACGAAUUUUGUCUUUGUUCAGUCCUUGUUUUGGAAAGAAAGAGUGUGAUGUCAUGACUGUUUAUUGUCGGUUACCUUUUUAUUCUGCCAGUUAUAGAUAUCAUGCAUUUUAGCUUGACUGUUUGGAGACUAGUGGGAGCUUUUCUACUUACCCCGAGUGUCGGCACACACUGGUUUAAGUUCUGUUUGCAAGGUCAUAUCUCAGUAACCAUUGUUCCUAUAGGAUUGUAACUCCACACAAGACUUUUUAGUUACUUGAUCUACUUAAAUAACCAAAAUAAAUAAAGCUAACUUAAAUCUGUGGACAAUAAAAGUUUUGCAAACAUUCCAUACUUUGAUAUUGCAUGGUGCGUGCUUUUAUGUUUUAAAUUUGUUGAGAGUAUAUUACAAUUUAUUUAUUAAAAAUGUUAGUAUCUCUGCUUAUAAUUUACCUUUCAGUAUACCACUUGUAUAUAUAUCAAGAAACUUCGCAUAUACAUGACCGUUUCAUUCCAUUCUGACAUUUUAUGCUUGUUUUCCCAAAUGUCAUAUUUAUUUUGCAAAGCACUGUCAUUCUAGAGAGGUUUCAGGGUCCAUGAAUUUGCGAUAGAGGGGUUAGAGUUGCUAGGUAUAUUUGAGAGUAUGCUUCCUUUGAGAAAUUAAAGCAAAUAUAUAUCUCUAUUAUCCUAAAGUCAUAACAAUUGAAUCAAGCAUUUUGCUCGAAGAAAAUUUCUUUAAAAUUGAUCUUCAUUUUAAGAUCAUAAUAAAAGCUUUAGGAUGACCUUGUACAGAGUUUCCUCCCUUCUAGAUCAGCAUAUUGUUUUUCAGGCCUAUACAGUCAUACAUGCAAAACUAAUGCAAGUAACUUAAAUUGAAUGUUGUUUUAUUUCAUGUAUGUUGGGGAAUCAGGAUAACUACAUUAAAAUGGAAUAUUUUUGCCAGGCUUAACAUUGCUGUAUCUAAAAUUUGACUUUGGUUGGUUAAUGUGUUAGAAUAUUUGUGAUAUAUUGCCAUCUUGUGAAACAUAGAAUUAUAAUAUAGAUAUUCAAGAAUGUGGACAGUUGGCAACUUUCCAGUAUUUUUUCUGUUAAUAUAUUUUAGCACAUCAGGUGUUGUAAGUUAGAAAAAUGACCUCUUGUUGUGCAUGUACUCUAACUGUUUUGUUAUAGAUUUUGUGAAUUUGUCCAUUGUUUCACAUGAUGUUGAAUUUGUUUCUGUUUUGUUGUUUAAAAUUUUAAAUGUAAAACAUAGAUUUAUUUAGCUUGAAAUUAGCUUCUUAAGGUGCAAUAAUUAUUAUACACACAAAUACAAUUAUUAAAACUUCAAACUCUUCAAUAA